AUGUCAGUGAGCCAGACUGACAGAUUAUCUGCAUAUAAAUGGACGACAGCGUGGAAAUCAGAAGAAGAUAGUGCAAUGAAGCCCGAGUGCAAGGCUCCUGCUAUGGCUGAGAACAGAGACAUCAGUCCGGCGGGAGCACGGUCCUCCUGCCGGAAGGGCCGACAGACCUUCUGGAGCUCUUCUCACUUCUGCAGCCUGCUGGACGGGCUUGUGGGGCUGAGACAGUCCGGGCUGCUGUUUGAUGUGGAGCUGCUGGUGGAGGGGAGACCCAUACAAGCCCACCGCAUCCUCCUGGCAGCCUCCUGUGACUACUUCAGGGGGAUGUUUGCUGGAGGGCUUCGUGAGACACAACAAAACGAGAUACCAAUUCACGGACUAACAUACGUUGCCAUGACGAAGAUACUUGACUACAUUUACACCUCAGAAAUUGAGUUGGACCUGGAAUGUGUGCAGGAGGUUCUGGUCGCGGCCACACUCUUACAGAUGGAGAUCGUCAUUGGCUUCUGUUGUGACUUCCUUUACUCGUGGCUGGAUGAGACCAACAUUCUGGAGGUCCACCAUCUCGCUGACCUGUACGGCCUGGAGCAGCUGAAAGCGAGAGUGCACUCCUACAUCCUCAAGAACAUCCAGGGCCUGUCCCGGGCCGACGCUUUCAGACAGCUGCCCCAAGAGGAGGUUUUCCGAGCCCUCAGCAGCAACGAGCUUCAAGUGAACAGUGAGAAUGAGGUGUAUGAAGCCGCGCUGCAUUACCACUUCAGCCCAGAGCAGGUGGAGACGGACCAGGUCUAUCUCCAGGUCAGUCAACAGGACAACCUGAAAAUGCUGGAGACGGUACGCUUCUGUCUGAUUGAGAAGCACAUACUGGAGCGGCUGCACAGCAGACUCAGCCCGUGUCCUCUGAGGGAUCUGGUUUCUGAAGCUCUGAAAUAUCACGAGGUGGAGAUCCUGCAGCCCGUCCUCCAGAGCCCCCUGACUCAGCCGCGCUCUACGCUGCACUGCAUCCUGGGCUUUGGAGGCAUGUUUUGCUCCAUCCCGUACAUCGACCCGGAGCCUCUGUUCCAGCUGUACCACCCGAGCUGGGGCGAGUGGAGGACCCUCAGCGCUGCGCCCGGCCCACAGAUGUCCAAUCAGGGCAUCGCCGUGCUCAACAACUUUGUCUACCUGAUCGGAGGCGACAAGAACACCAGGAGGUUCAGGGCCGAGACUCGCUGCUGGAGAUAUGACCCUCGACACAACCGCUGGUGCACGGUGGCCCCUCUGCUGCGGCAGCACGCGGACCACUGCGUGUGUGUGGCGGGGGGUCACAUCUACGCCAUCGCAGGUCGUGACUAUAGCAACGAGCUGGACACUGUGGAGCGCUAUGACCCUCGCACAAACACAUGGGAGCACGUAGCACCUCUGAAACGAGAGGUCUACGCUCAUGCUGGGGCCACACUGGAUGGAAGAAUCUACAUCACUUGUGGUCGAAGAGGAAUGAGUUAUCUGAGAGAAACACACUGCUUUGACCCUGCAGCCAAUGAGUGGACAGACUGCGCCCAGGGGCCAGUGGAGCGGGCCUGGCAUGGCAUGGCCUCUGUGAACGGACGGAUUUAUGUCAUUGGAGGAAGUAAUGACGAGCAUGGGUAUCGCCGAGACGUUAUGAAGGUGGGAUGCUUCAGCCCAGCCUCUAACUGUUGGUGUGAGGUGAGCCCAGUGCCCGCAGGUCAUGGCGAGCCUGGGGUGGUGGUCCUGGACAAUCGUAUCUACAUCCUGGGGGGCCGCUCCCACGACCGGGGCGACCGCAUGAAGUACGUGCAUGUGUACAACACGGAGGCGGACGAGUGGGACACGGACACUGAGUUCACAGAGUGCGUGUCCGGCCUGGCUGCCUGCGUGGUCCUCAUGCCUCCCGCGGUCAUCGCUCAGACCAAGAGCUGGGAGAGCAGCAAAGCAUCAUGGGACGAUACGGUAGAAAACACAGAAGAUUCUAGUGAUGACUGA
Molecule: messenger RNA, 1980 nt
Organism: Knipowitschia caucasica
Lineage: Eukaryota; Metazoa; Chordata; Actinopteri; Gobiiformes; Gobiidae
Source: the annotation of a GenBank genome assembly